This is a messenger RNA of Caenorhabditis remanei, 462 nucleotides long. RefSeq lists its product as uncharacterized. Bases 1 to 462 code for a protein of 153 amino acids. The record is from RefSeq and is a predicted model, not a curated record. Lineage: Eukaryota; Metazoa; Nematoda; Chromadorea; Rhabditida; Rhabditidae. The transcript is spliced from 4 exons. Gene Ontology annotation, molecular function: calcium ion binding. Gene Ontology annotation, cellular component: muscle myosin complex.
AUGCCAGCUCCAUCGCAAGACGUUCUCAAGGAGAUCUUCAACCUCUACGACGAGGAACUCGACGGAAAGAUCGAUGGCACCCAAAUCGGAGAUGUCGCUCGUGCCGCCGGACUCAAGCCAACUCAAGCCAUGGUUGUGAAGGCCUCCGGACAAGAGUUCAAGCGCAAGGGAGAGAAGAGAAUCACUUUCGAGGAGUGGCUCCCAAUCUACGAGCAACUUUCCAAGGAAAAGGAGCAAGGAACUUACGCCGAUUUCUACGAGGGACUCAAGGUUUUCGACAAGGAAGAGACUGGAAAGAUCUUGGCUGCUGAGCUCAGACACAUCCUUUUGGCACUCGGAGAGAGACUCUCCGCUGAUGAGGCUGAUGAGCUCCUCAAGGGAGUUGAAGAUGGAGAAGGAAUGGUCAAGUACGAGGAUUUCAUCAAGAAGGUUUUGGCCGGACCAUUCCCAGACCAGGACUAA